AUCCAACCGGAAAUGGUCGGACCUCGUUUCGUGAACAUCCAUAACUUCCUAUUUUUGUUUUGAAUUUUUGAAAAUAGAGGUCCCAGUAGCAGGCUAAUCAGCUGUUCGAAUUGCAUGGUGACCUUAGUAAUGUAUUAGUCUUUAUGUGCUUGGCUCGUUGUUAGUUAUUAUCACCGAUAAACGAGAAGACGUAGGUACACGCGUUCCAACGUGCCGCCGUGGCGUCAAGGAGUUUCGGCGAUCCCUAAAGCCGACAUGUCUACGCUUUUCCCUUCGUUGUUUCCCCGAAUUACUGAGUCUUUAUGGUUCAAUUUAGACCGACCCUGCGUAGAUGAAACGGAACUGCAGCAGCAGGAACAGCAGCAUCAAACCUGGUUGCAGAGCAUUGCUGAGAAGGACAACAAUACACUGCCAAUUGGGAAAACCAUUUUUGAGGGAGGGGGAUAUGAGGAGGAAGAGGAGGAGGACGAUGAGGAUGAAGAGGACAGUGAGGAGGAUUCUGAAGAUGAAGAGGACAUGCAGGACAUGGAUGAGAUGAAUGAUUACAACGAGUCACCUGAUGAUGGCGAGAUCAAUGAGGUGGACAUGGAAGGACAAGACCAAGAUCAAGACCAAUGGAUGAUUUGACAAAGAUUUUGGGCUCAAAGCUUCUCACCAAAACAGGACAGCAAAAUCAGCUGGAAAAGACAGUUGACAAUAACUUUUCCUUUAUUUUUACUUAGGCAAUGCGGCCAGCUACUUGGUGACAAACAUUUCUGAAAGACUGCAUUAGGCAUCAGCUUUAAAAUAAUGACGGGAAUUGCUUACUAUAAGAGUUGCUCUUGGUACGCAGUUCCUCACAGGAGAUUUUGCCUUUGGUUUUGCUUAUCAUCGUUUUGUGCUGUUUCAACACAUGUCACCAGUGAACCUUGACUGUUAAUAUUGUCAUAUGCCACCUGUUAGACUUUCUACCUGACUGAACAUCACCUUAAACACAGCUUUAAGACUUGCUAGUCAUGGUCUGUGGUCAUCAUCUCAUAAACAUGUUGCAGUGACAUUGGCAUAGGUUUUCCAUUUUGUUUUGUUACAUGUGUUGUACUAUAAAUUACAUGAAAAUUUUAUUAAACAAUAUUCUA
Messenger RNA from Corythoichthys intestinalis (scribbled pipefish), 1115 nucleotides. RefSeq names its product anaphase promoting complex subunit 15 (gene anapc15). The transcript is spliced from 4 exons. Gene Ontology annotation, cellular component: anaphase-promoting complex. The coding region runs from base 256 to 627 and encodes 123 amino acids. Lineage: Eukaryota; Metazoa; Chordata; Actinopteri; Syngnathiformes; Syngnathidae. The record is from RefSeq and is a predicted model, not a curated record. Gene Ontology annotation, biological process: regulation of mitotic cell cycle spindle assembly checkpoint.